UGGGGAGACCGUUAUGCUCGUGGUACAUCUUUUUAUUGAUCCAGAUACCUUUCAAGCUUUUGUUUAGCCAACAAUUUUUAGUAAAAUAAUAAAAUAGCGAAGAGAGAUUAUAUCCUUUCAUUAGCUUGCUAUAAAUCCAAUUUCAAUCAAGGCUAGAAGAAACUGGUCGGAGUGAUCCAUCUCCACGUAGAGCAGCUCAGAGAGGAGGCUGGAAGCUUCUACGAGCCGGAAGAAGACAACCAACGAGGAGGAGAUGGAGGUAGACUGUCCCCCGGAGGAGUCCGUAUCGUCCGCCUUCGAUGAAGACUCAGUUGAACUCGGAGACGUCAAGGACAUGAGGUUGGAGGCGGACGCAAUCGUCAACGAUGUUCUCUUCGCCGUAACAGAAAUGCACAUCUCACAAAGCCUCACCAGCGCAUCGGACGUGGCUUACAUCAAUGUGGAGACGAGAGAGGGGAACCGCUACUGUCUGGAGCUGACCGAGGCCGGACUCAGGGUGGUGGGCUAUGCUUUUGAUGAGGUCAAUGAGGAGCUGAACACUCAGUACCAUGAGACCGUUUACUCCCUUCUGGACACGCUCAGUCCGGGAUAUAGAGAAGCAUUUGGAAAUGCUCUGCUUCAGCGGCUGGAAAAGUUGAAGCAAAACGGACAGUAAAAAUUGCAAUGAGCAUGUAGGUCAUACUUAAAUACUAAACAAUAACACCCAAGUUUUUACUUUGGCUUGUUAUGUAAUGUCUAGUUGCCUUUUUACUACAGUAAAGACUACAGAGCCCUAUCAACCUAGUUUUGCUCUAAGUUUCUUAAUGUUGAAGGAGUUUAUAAUAGUUAGCUUUAGGGACUGCUUCAGAUUGGCUGUUACGGCCCGGCUCGGAAGGCCGCAACAAAAUUAGGAGGAUACGGCAACCGGUCAGUGUUAAGCCCUCGAGAGGCAUUUCAUUUUAAAAGAAUCAAGUUGUCUAGGGGACAGCAAUCGACGGCCCAAGGGGUGAUCGACCCGCACCCCUUCAGACUGGUCCCUUCACACCAGGAAGCCCGGGACCCAUCCUGGCCUGGAUCUCCAGGUCGUCUGAGCGUGCUUGCUUCUGUCAGUCAAACCCAUGAAUGGAACGGCGCUCCCGAUAUACCAUCCAGGUGUCUGUAAUGGAAGCGCCUCCCACAUUGAAGACCUUAAUUGAUAGUUUUAAUUGUCACAUAACACACACAGGACUGCACAGCAGGGCCGUCACAUGGCUGUUUGGGAUCUGUUGCAACAGUUUGCUGUUUAAUUUACUGUGGAAACAUCCUAUUUCUUCCACAUGUUGUGACGUAGUAACUAAGUGAUAAAGCUGCUCUUUUUUUUUUCAUCAAAAUGAUGCAAAAAGAGUUGUUUUGAUCCUGCUUCUCCAUCUGCCCAGCUGCUCCUAACAAAGAAAGCUGUGACGUUUCUAAUAUUUCACAACUAGUUUUUAUUCAACAUGUUUUUUGCAAAGGAGUUAUUUCAAAGCAAAUUGCCUUAAAUGAGUUUUUAGAAGAAAACCACUAAAUUUAGUUCAAUAUUUUCUGAGAUUAAUUUCAAUUAAACUCAUUUAAUAUCUUUCCAUCCCAGUUAAUAUGUUAGAUAUUUUUACAGUUUUUUAUGGGUACAUGUUAGCUUGCAUUUUAAGCUGUACAAAAGCUCUCUUGUUAUUGUUGGUUUUGUAUUGAAUCUCUUGGUUCCGCCAGAAAGCACAGCAUUUAUUGAUCUCCAGGAAAGACUUUUAAAGCUGCUUUAAACAUUUUUACUCUACAUAUAACCUGUGUCAUAACUGAGUCAUAAUCCUUCAGUGUUAUGCAUUAGCUGAGAAAGAAACCUGAUUCCUUUCCGCAUUUGUACAUCCCCUUUGUUGUUAUUACUAACAAUAAAAUCUCAGUACGUCA
Molecule: messenger RNA, 1896 nt
Organism: Poeciliopsis prolifica (blackstripe livebearer)
Lineage: Eukaryota; Metazoa; Chordata; Actinopteri; Cyprinodontiformes; Poeciliidae
Gene: gskip
Product: gsk3b interacting protein
Exons: 3
Coding region: 254-655 (133 amino acids)
Biological process (GO): regulation of canonical Wnt signaling pathway
Cellular component (GO): cytoplasm
Molecular function (GO): kinase regulator activity; protein kinase A binding
Source: RefSeq, a predicted model, not a curated record